Molecule: messenger RNA, 2020 nt
Organism: Branchiostoma floridae (Florida lancelet)
Lineage: Eukaryota; Metazoa; Chordata; Leptocardii; Amphioxiformes; Branchiostomatidae
Product: homeobox protein EMX1-like
Exons: 3
Coding region: 391-1170 (259 amino acids)
Biological process (GO): central nervous system development; regulation of DNA-templated transcription; neuron differentiation
Molecular function (GO): DNA binding; DNA-binding transcription factor activity, RNA polymerase II-specific
Source: RefSeq, a predicted model, not a curated record
GAGCAUCUGCGGUGCAGGACCUGUGGCUUCUUUACCGAGAGACAUGCGAGCAGUACCAGUAGCUUAGGUUAGAAACCACUUUGUCUGUGGUGUUUCUUUCUUAAGAACUUUCGACAAGAUCUCGCUCGGGAUCGCCUUGUAUGUGUCGUCGUGGAUUUAUGUCUGAAAUACCUGUAUCGAUCGCUGAGAGGAGCUGUUGUGUGUUAUUUGACGAGUUGGUCGGUGGAUCGGAACGGACAGCCCGAGAACGGUCGUACGGACGUGUUCUCUUGUCUGAGUGACAGACAGAUCGAUCGAUCGGCUUCGCAACUUGUCUCUACCCUUUCCGACCGGUUCUAUCUUUUAUUCUGCAUACUCGUCGGGAGGACAUACAAACAGAGUGCCGUCACAAUGAUGGCAGUACAGCCCAAGUCAUGUUUUAGUAUCGAGUCGCUGGUUUCUAAAGACCCUCCUCGGGUUGACCGGCCCCGGCUCCCGCCGCUGUCGGCGCUGUGGGGGAUACCGUGUUACACGGACACUGUCAGCACGGGCUCGGUCGUACCCAACCUACCUCCCGUCAAACUCUGCUCCUCCGGGCCGUCCGCGUUCAGGAACGGGCUCCGCACGGCGACGACGUUACCGAGUGUCCCCGUACCGCACUACGUCCCCGGGUACAGCCCGACAGCGGGGGUGGCCGCGGUCCCGCCCGGGCAUCAUCCCGCUCCGCCCGGCUUCCUCCACCCGCAGCAAGCCUCACUACCCUGCCAUCCAUGGCUUCUAGCGCGCCACCAAGCCGUCUUCGGACACAGAAUGCAAGACCCAGGAAACGGACCAAUCCUUCUCGCAAAUCCGUUCCGGAAACCGAAGAGAAUCCGGACGGCGUUCACCCCGUCACAGCUGCUCCGGUUAGAACACGCCUUCGAGAAGAACCACUACGUAGUCGGACAGGAGAGGAAGCACCUAGCGCAGUCUCUGAGUCUCACAGAAACACAGGUAAAGGUGUGGUUCCAGAACCGGAGGACGAAGUACAAGAGAGACCAGCAAGAAGAGGAGGGGCGGAAAUCCCCUCCCAAACAGAAGGGCGCGCACCACGUCAGCAGGUGGAGAAUGGCUACUCAGCAGUUCACAGACGAACAGACGGACCACAAGGAACACACAGACGGACAGACUAUCGAAAAAACGGACAGCUGAUGGUCUUAAGCUGAUCAGAAACCAAGACUCUUCAAACUGCUAAAUCCAACAGUACAACCAACAUUCUAGAAGUUGUUGGAGAACGUUUUCGACAUCUUGCUUCAGCAAUGUUUUAGAUAGACUCUAAGACUUUCACAGCAAUGUAACCUUUUAUUAGGCACAAUAAUAUCUUUGUAGACGUUUUGUCGCAAUCUUUCAUUGUAUAUACAUGUUCAAAGGAGAAGACGCGUUACCACAGCUUUCGGACUUGCGAAUAUGUGAUGACUAAAUGUAUAUAAUGUAUAUAUUAAGAGAAACUUGUAAAUCGUUCUCACUAACAGCUUUGUAUAAAACGACUUCGGGAAGUUUAGGCGAUUUUUACUGCACCAUUUCGAAGAAUACGUAGAAAUAACACACCUUUGCUAAAACGACGAUAAUAAAGUUUAGGUAGCUAGCUCUAGCAAGACGACCAACUCUCCCAAAUAUGGGAAUGAGGGGCCGACCUAUGCAAAUGAUGCAUGGAUGAUAUCAGGGAAUUAGUCGAGCUAAUCCACUAAUUUAUGACCUUGUAUUUCAUUGGUCAAAUCUUCAGAUCAUUCCAAUUAACCUGUUAUGACAACCAAUUGACGACCGGCUUUUAGUUGGCAGCUUGUAUGUGAAAGCAAAGACUACCUAUGCAACAAUAGUAACUAUGUAGCCUAUGCCAAGAGACAAAUGUUUCAGCGUCAAACACAAUGACAUACUGUUCUCUUCUAAAACGAUUCUUCGAAUGUCGUAUGAUCAUGCGAAAACGUUGGAACAAAGUUGUGAAAUGUAAGAUGGCUUUGUUUGUGUAAAAAUGGGAAUAAAUGAGCAUUAACUGCACAACACA